Messenger RNA from Lates calcarifer (barramundi perch), 2206 nucleotides. RefSeq names its product synaptosomal-associated protein 25-A. Bases 173 to 787 code for a protein of 204 amino acids. Lineage: Eukaryota; Metazoa; Chordata; Actinopteri; Centropomidae. Gene Ontology annotation, molecular function: voltage-gated potassium channel activity; SNAP receptor activity; syntaxin-1 binding. The record is from RefSeq and is a predicted model, not a curated record. Gene Ontology annotation, biological process: synaptic vesicle fusion to presynaptic active zone membrane; synaptic vesicle priming; exocytosis. Gene Ontology annotation, cellular component: synaptobrevin 2-SNAP-25-syntaxin-1a-complexin I complex; plasma membrane. The transcript has 8 exons.
AGGGCGGUGUGUUUCCAGCGGGGGGACAGUCCCGAUAAACGGAGCGGCAGGACGGACAGACGCUUUCACCGUGUGUCGAAACAAAUAAAGCAAAAUUAAAAGGAGAAGAAGAGGAAGAGCGGACUGAACUUGACGAGUCUUUCUUGUUUGAGGUCAAAGUUGAACAGUCACCAUGGCAGACGAAGCGGACAUGCGCAAUGAGCUGGCCGACCUGCAGACACGCGCAGACCAGAUAGCUGAUGAGUCUCUGGAGAGCACUCGGCGUAUGCUGGCUCUGGUUGAAGAGAGUAAAGAUGCCGGCAUCAGGACUCUGGUCAUGUUGGAUGAGCAGGGAGAGCAACUGGAGCGCAUCGAGGAGGGGAUGGACCAAAUCAAUAAGGACAUGAAGGAUGCAGAAAAGAAUUUGAACAAUCUAGGACAGUUCUGUGGUCUAUGUUCAUGUCCCUGUAACAAGAUUAAGGGCGGGGGCCAGGCCUGGGGAGGGAACCAGGAUGGAGUGGUGAACAGCCAGCCCGGGGCUCGAGUGGUGGACGAGCGUGAACAGAUGGCCAUCAGCGGGGGCUUCAUCCGCAGGGUAACAAAUGAUGCCCGGGAGAAUGAGAUGGAUGAGAACCUGGAGCAGGUGGGCGGCAUCAUUGGCAAUCUGCGUCACAUGGCACUGGACAUGGGCCAGGAGAUCGACACCCAGAACCGCCAGAUCGAUAGGAUCAUGGAGAAGGCCGAUUCCAACAAGACCAGGAUUGACGAGGCCAACCAGCGGGCUACAAAGAUGUUGGGCAGUGGCUAAACUGCAGCGAAAAGUGCUUUCAUCCCCGUUUAAACCCUACAGGCACCCUAAAAUUAACAACACCAACCAAAACCCACACCCCACACCCCAACACUGACGGCGCCCACUUCCUUGGCUCAACAGCAGGCGCUGCAAAAUCAUGCUUUUAUUGUGAUACUUGUAGAAGUUUGCACACAUGCACAUAUCAUACAUUCCUCUGCCCCCGCCCCCUCCUCUCUCUCAUUCCCGCCCAUCACAUCCCUCAGUCCUUCCCCUCCCCUUAUUGUCAGUGUUGUUCUGUGUUGUCGCUCGUUUGAUUUUGUUAAAAAAUAAAAGUUCUGUCACACAGCAUCCACUCAGACUCUUUCCACACUGUACAUAGUGCUUCUUAACUGGCUUCAUUGAUUUAGAUCACUUGUCCUGUUUUCUUCAUCACUCUUUUUUUAUUAUUAAAGUCUGCGUGUAAUAUAAACUGUAUGUACACCCCCCCCCCCAAAAAAAAAUAUCAGUAUUCUGGUGUUGUCCAUGUAAAGACACACUGUGUAUUCAUCAGUUAAGAUGUCGUGAUGCUACAUGAUGAAGCCACAGUGAUUUGCUGUUAAAAUAGUGAACAUAGAACCCGCACAGCUUGUAACCAAGGCCGCUGUUUAAAUACAGUUAUUUAAUGUAAACGUGGAGCCGCUCAGAUCUUAUUAACAUAGUAGAAUAUGGCUACUCAGUUAAGUAUUUGUAAGUAUUUGAGCCAUUUGGAUUAAAAUAUUAACUUUUUGGUCAUGACUGUUAGUGCACCAGUAUUUUACCAACUCUAUUGAUGGAGGAAUAUUAAAACAAUUUGAUGCCAUAGAUUGUAUAGUGUGUACCUUUUCCUCAGGGAGCUAAAUCUAACCAUUCAAAAGCAAGGGUUGAAGUUUUAAUUGAUACUUCAUAUUUGUAUCAUAAGGCUCAUGGUAUGUGCAAACAACUGCAGUUGCAUGUGGUCUGAACAGCAUUAUUGAUGGAACUUUAAAUAUUGGGCAUUAAUCAUAACAGCUAACACGAUUGCUAACAAAAAAAGGUGGAGCUUUGCUAGAGGUCAUAGUUCAGCAGAAACCAAUUCAGCCGGGUCACAGCCUCUUCACAUUACCAGGCCAGAUUGCUUUACCCAUGAUUCAACCCUGGCAAUAUAAAUAUAUAGUGCAUUAAGUGUGUUAUGCAUGUCCAUCUACUGCUAGAAGACACUGAAUAAUUAAUUUAGCCAGGCAGAAAUAUCCUAACAUGAGCAUGCAACAUAUAUAGGCCACACAGAGGAGAGGCCCAUAUUUAUCUGCGAUAGUGCCACUCUUUUUGUUUCAUGUCUCUUUACCUUUCCAGACUGUGACCAUCACUGUAAAAAAAAAAAAAAAAGAAGAAAAAAAAAAACUUGGAUAAUGCCAAUAAAACCAUCAUAAACGUAGAACCAAA